AUGUUAGCAAUUUCUGACCUUUCUUACGACAUCAUCAUUCUCACUGAAACAUGGUUGGACUCACGCACGCUCUCCAGCCAGAUAUUUGGCAACGAUUAUGAGGUUUUCCGAUGUGACCGGUCUGCGGAUAAUAGUCAAAAAGCUACAGGCGGCGGCGUAUUAGUUGCUGUUAAUAAAAAACUUCACUCCAACUCAAUCGAGAAUCAGGAAUGGAACUGCUUGGAACAGUUGUGGGCUUCAAUCGAAUUCGGAGAUCAAAAACCCGACAAAAUUCGCGAAUGUAGCGUUAUUGAAACUCAUUGUCAAUCUGUUUCCACUAUUCUGGAAAAAGCGGAAGCCUCCGAUGAAAUGAUUGUGAUCGGCGAUUUCAACCUCCCAGGAAUUUCUUGGGUGAAUUCUUCCAAUGGAUUUCUCUUUCCGAAUGUGCGCCACUCUGCCAUUCAUCAGAACACCUCGUACCUUCUAGACAAUUACAGCUCUGCCACGCUCUCGCAAAUAAAUCACGUAACUAACCAGAAUGGACGUAGCUUAGACCUAUGUUUUGUCAGCGUUCAAGAUGUCGCGCCGUUCAUAUGCGAGGCUCCAUCACCACUGGUAAAACUAGUUAACCACCAUCCUCCUCUGCUGGUUUCUCUACACCGAAAGUUAGAAAACUAUGUCGAUACCUCCUCCGCUGUAUUCUUCUAUGACUUCAGAAAAGCUGAUCAUCGCAGUAUUUCAAAUCUCAUAUCUAGUUUAGACUGGGGUAAUAUUCUGGACAAUGACGACGUCGACCGAGCAGCUGAAACGUUCUCUCAUGUACUGUCAUAUAUCGUUGACAGACAUGUUCCCAAAAUAGUGAAGCAUAACCCUCCCCACGCACCUUGGCAAACAAGUGGUCUGCGACGACUGAAGUCGUAUAAAAGAGCAGCGUUAAGGAAGUUCUCAAAGUACCGUACAUUGUCACUGAAACGGCACUAUGCACAAAUCAAUCACGAAUACAAACGGACUGCCAAAAGUUGCUUUUCGCAGUAUCAGCGUGGACUGCAAAGGAAGCUGAAAACACAUCCUAAAAAGUUCUGGAAGUACGUAAAAGAGCAACGUAAUGAAUCUGGCCUUCCUUCGCAAAUGACGCUUAACGGAAUUUUGGCGUCCAAUUCUCAGGACAUCAGUAGACUGUUUGCAGAAAAAUUCGCCAGUGUUUUCAGCAAUGAAAGAUUAUCAGAAGACCAAAUACGAAAUGCUAUGAGCUCCGUUCCUAUCUCCGGCCAAGCUAUGAGCAUGGUUGAUAUCAAUGUUGAAAUAGUUCGCGAAGCUGCAUUGAAACUGAGAGCAUCCUACAACCCCGGACCAGAUGGAAUUCUCGCUGAACUUUUCAAAAGACCUAAGUAA
Molecule: messenger RNA, 1371 nt
Organism: Armigeres subalbatus
Lineage: Eukaryota; Metazoa; Arthropoda; Insecta; Diptera; Culicidae
Exons: 1
Coding region: 1-1371 (456 amino acids)
Source: RefSeq, a predicted model, not a curated record